Molecule: messenger RNA, 786 nt
Organism: Rotaria sordida
Lineage: Eukaryota; Metazoa; Rotifera; Eurotatoria; Philodinida; Philodinidae
Source: the annotation of a GenBank genome assembly
AUGAAUACGGAUCUUGAAGGUCUUUUGGAAUUUCUUCUUUAUAUUGGUCAAGCAAAACGAACAUUUCGUACGGGUUGGAUAAUACGUGGCGUCGAAAAAGUUGAAAGUGUUGCUGAUCAUAUGUAUCGAAUGGCAGUUAUGUCACUUUUAUUACCAACAAUAUCUGAAGAAUCAAAAGUUCGUUGUAUGAAAUUAGCACUUGUUCAUGAUUUAGCUGAAUCAGUUGUUGGAGAUUUAACUGAAUUUGAUGGUGUACCUAAAACAGAAAAACGUCGACGAGAAACUGAAGCAAUGCUUUAUUUAACAAGUUUAUUACCAGCUGAUGUUGGUAGAGAAAUAUUUUCAUUAUUUAAUGAAUAUGCUGAUCAAAAAACAAUUGAAGCUAAACUUGUUAAAGAUUUAGAUAUAUUUGAUAUGCUUUUACAAGCUUAUGAAUAUGAAAAACUUCAAUCUGAAGGUGAAUUUUUAGAAGAUUUUUUUUCGGGUUCUGCACACAAUAUAAAAACAACAAUAGUUCGACAAUGGCUUAAUCAAUUAAUUGAAUGUCGAUCAUCUGGAAAACAAUAUCAAUUACCAUCAGAUUCAAAUCUUAAUACAAUGCUUAAACAUAUUCUUUAUGAUGAUCAAGGAACAUUUUUAUACAAUUUUCCAUCGUCUGAUCUUCGUUCAAAAUCACAUCGUCUUAUAUCAAAUAAAAAUAAACUCGAUAGAUCAACAUCAUCACCUAUAGAUACAACUCAACGUCUGACGAAUCUUGUCAAAGGCUUAAAACAUCAUUAUAAUUAA